Messenger RNA from Aspergillus steynii IBT 23096, 486 nucleotides. Its product is annotated as nuclear transport factor 2 family protein. The record is from RefSeq and is a predicted model, not a curated record. The coding region runs from base 1 to 486 and encodes 161 amino acids. Lineage: Eukaryota; Fungi; Ascomycota; Eurotiomycetes; Eurotiales; Aspergillaceae. The transcript has a single exon.
AUGACCACCAUUCCCAACCUCCCACCCUCCCUCUCGCCCGCCCUAACCGGCCGCGAAGCCAUCUCCGAUGCAGUGUUCCGCUUCGUCCAAGCCCUAGACACUAGCGACCUAGCUCUCUUCGACUCCGUCUUCAUGCCGGAAUCUACAUUCGAAAUCAACGGCCGACUCAUCGAAGGCCUACCGGCCCUCCAUACCGACUGCUUUGAAGCGAUUUCGAAGCUGGAUACAACGCACUUCGUCACUAACAUCCGGAUCAAUAUUGCGGAUAGCGCCACUGAAGCCUCAUUGACUGCGUCGGCGCUGUCGCAGCAUUAUGGUGGUGGAAAGGGGAUGCAGCCGGAUCAGAAGAGAUUGUUAGUGGGGUCUUUGUAUUAUGUUGAUCUUGUGAAGGAUUCUGGGGAUGAGAAUGGUUUGUGGAAGAUCAAGGCGUUCAAUAUGAAUUCGACGUGGGCUGAGGGGGACUGGGGGGUUCUGAGGGGGGAAUAG